GAAUCGCCUGCCUGCAAUCAGUCUGCAGGCAGCAAUAAGUUAGAUAAAAAACUGACAGCAUCUACCACGACUCUCUCGGACAAGGAUCCUCGAGACAUCAGUAAUAACGGCUUCAACCGGUUUGAUCCGAAGUACGUCAGCAUCGGUCCAAAGGCGGUCCGGUCCGUGGGGAACCAAAUGACGGCCAACGUGAACAAGUGUGCUACCUUGCGGCACGGAGGUCGCUACGGAGGUUCUCUGACGGCUGGAGUAGGGGCAGGAGGACGCGGCACUAGCCCAAGUCCUCUGCUGAAAAACGUCCAACAGCCCGUAGUUGCCCAAAGCAAUGCACACUUCAAACAUCCUCAACAGCAGCAUACCCUACUUCAGGACAAACCGGAUCGCCAAGCAUCGAAUCAGCAAAAGCUGAACAUUUCUACCGUUUCCAAAGACUACAAUCAAUCGUACUCCUGUGCUACUCUACCGUACAAGAAACCCAGUGGUUUCUCCGAACCGGUCACCACAUCAAUACUGAAGAAGGAAAGUAAUCUGGACAUCAAACAUCAUCCCACAGUCUACAGCAUCGAUACGUCCUACCAUCAGCAGCAGGCUGCUCAACCAACGCAACAGCAUCAUCGCUCGCUGUCUAGCACAAACCAGUUGUACCACGAAACAGGAGCUGGAUCGGCAUUUGCUAGUCCACCGCCUUCAUCCGCAUCUACGGCUACUACCAGAAGCAACGUGUCCAUCAUCAAUCAACCACUGCCAGAGAUUCCGACCUCUGCACAAAGCAUAAAGAACAACCAACAGCCACUUUGCGCUGCCACGCUCAACCAGUACCGUUCGCUACAGCGCCCCAAUAAACAGAGCGGCCUGAGCCUUAAGGAAUCGUCUCCUCAACCGCAGCCACAACAUCAUGCUCCAACUCAAAUACAGCAGAAACCGUCAAUACCGCCCAAGGUCACUCCACCGAUGCUUCCUCCGAAGAAUCGCCAUAAAGACGACGCCAUGUAUCAGUCGCGGACUGCAUCGGUCUCAUCCUCCAGUAGACCUCAGCAACCAUUACCUCAACCUCCCUCGCAUCAGUCGUCCUCAUCCUCGCUACAAUCCUACGGUCUCGGUAGUGCUGCUGUUGGUGGUGGUCACCUGACUAAGGCGAACUUCAAUGCCAUUCAACAACAGUUACAAAACCAACUUCACUUCAAGCAGUAUCAUCAACUUACCCAGCAACCCUGGCAACGCGAGCAACUGACCACUCACAACACAUCUUACCAACAACAACAACAACAACAACAACCGCACAGCUAUUCUGGUCAUGAACGUGGAUACGAACUAAAGUCCAGCCGAAACCGAUCUUACUCCGGCGGUAGUGAACGUGAACAAAUGCAACAGCAACAGCAACAGCAGCAGCAGCAGCAUCAUCAACAACAACAACAGCAAAAGUCUAGCAAUAUUGAAAAGCAAAAGCAAAGCUAUCAGACACUGCCAAAGAACCAUCAUCACUAUCACGGUCAAGCAGCCAACACGACCUCGUUCAGUACUCAAACUUCUGGGCAGCAUCAGCAGCAGCAGGCGGUGCCACACCAUCAUCACUACCCGUCACCACAGCAACAACAACAACAGCAGCAGCAGCAGCAACAAUCGCACCACCAUCAGUCACAGCAGGCUGUGACUCAGCAGCAGCAGCAAACACCGCAACCGAAAAGUAUUUUGAGUAAAUCACGGUCCAACGAGACGCGGGAACGAGAGCGUGAACGGGAACAACGGGAUCGCGAACGGGACCGAGAUCGUGAUCGGGAUCGAGACCGGGAGCGCGAACGGAGUGCGCACCGAGGCCACAGCAGCAGCCACGAGUACCAUCACGAGGCACGCUCCGAGAGCAGCAAGAAUCCGAACGUUUACUACCGAUCGCUACAGCGCGGUGGACUACAGGCCAACAAUGAUCUCUACUCGGUGACGGAAUUGUGAGAAAGGUUUGACUUUUAAGUUUGUUUCUAGAUGUGGUUUGGUUUUUUCUUUCGGGAACUUGUCGGAUGGACCUGGUGGAUGUUUGGAAAGCGUACCCGGAAUUGUUCAAUUCUCCGCAGUAUCCGCAUCGGUUCUGACGUUUCUGUUGUAUUGAAAUAAUUUGUUCCAUAACUUCUAUGAACAGGUUCUUUAACCCCAUAGCUAUUCAGUCACUUGAAUGAACUUUUGUUUUGGGAUGGUUCAGUUCAGUAAACGACCAUCUAGUAAAUAAACUAUUAUCGAAACACUUCUAUACUUGAAAACAAAUUCUCACUAUACGACAACGCCUAACCGUGGCAAUGCUUUUGAAACAUCAAACGUCCACCGCGAACAAGUUAUCCAUCGUUAUGAGGUUCUUUUUACAAGCUGCCCUCCAUUUGAAAUUGGCAAUGAGAUUACCAACAUCAUCGCACAACAAACAUGAACGAAUUACUACCCGUCGAUGAAUGCCUUCUCGAUAAGUUUCACCUACUGUUCAUUACUUCGAUUACUUAUAAUCUCGAUUGCCAGACAGCAAGACAAGUACAGCAAAGAGAAUAAACGGAAACAAUACGUAACCAAACGAAACUAGCACACACACACAUACAUACACGCAAACUAACAAACCACGAACGGAUCGUUACAGAUCCUGGCAUGCACCGGCGUAGUAGCAGAGUUUGUAAAUAUAUAUACAGAUGGAGCACUGUUUCUGCCUGACAGAACGCAGUGCAUUUUAGCUCAAAACAAAACACACUUUUCACGAUUUGAAUAAAUAACAGACGGGGGGAAAAAAUAACUGACGCUGUAACUCGCAGGGGCGCUGCACGCCCCAGUAGCGAUUGUUGUUAAUGUUACUGAUAAUCUUCAUAGUAUAGACAAGAAAGCAAAAAAGUAAAACAAAAAAAAAACAGAAAACAAUACGAAAACAAGUGUAUUAAGAUAGGAAUUAGUCAAUCUGAAAGUAAAAGCUCAACACAUUUCUAUCGAUCCAAUCAAUUCAUACAACUGAACGGACGGAUUCACACUAAUAGCAAUUGAAAAUAAUGCAAAUUGAUCAAAGUUGUAAUGUUAGAGAUGUCAACGUGUGGUAGGAUUUUUCACAGUAACCGGAAAACCCGAACAACCCCCAAAUUCCCAAAACAAGCCAAAAUCAAACAAUCAUUCGAUGACAUUCAUCUGUUGUAGCACGGUUAAGCAUUCAUUCCAUCGAUUCGCUAGCGUCAAGAGAAAACCAAGUCCAACGUUGUUGAAAACCAUAACACCAUUUAGGAACACGAAAUUAACAAUUCAUCUAGAAAAUGAUAUAGAAAUAAACAUACUUUUGCUUCGAGUUGGUUUCCUAGGCUGAGUUGGUUUUUAGUUGGUGAAAUUAUGCAAUUAGAGGGAAAGAGUUUUAGUGUGUAGACCGGCUACUGUGGCAAGGGUGUAGUACAGUUAUUGAAAGUUGAUUUCCACUUCUGGGCAUUGUCAUCUUCCCAAUCGUACUCUGACUGUUAGGUGAAAUUAAUCUCAAUAGAAUCUGUACAAAAUGAUCUCAUUCACGAUAUACUAAGAGACUGGUGAUCACAUCACGGAAGGAUCAGGAAAGGAAAAACUUGAACAACCCCUGCCAUUUCAGAAUAUUUUGAACAAUUUUACUUUAUUAUCUUACAUAUCGAAAAAAUAGAAUUGUACACCGGUUGUUUUCCUAGUCAUAACUUUUUAGAUUUGGAAUUGUGAACAACUGUUCUCGAAAAUACCACCUUAAUUUUUUUUUUCGACCAGACCAGAAACCUCCUAUCUAUACUCAACUUAAACAAAAAUUAUGCACGAUUCUCGAGGUGAGCUGAUCACAUCACAUUAAACGAGCAAUACCUAACAGACAGUAAAAAUUACUGACAUUCACGCGAUAUGUAAAUCAUUAGUAAUAUUAAACAGACAUCAGUUGAAUUAUAAGUUUGAUUGAAAUGCAUCAUCGAAUCAAAAUUAAAUUGGAAUGCACUGAUUUUUCAAUGAAUAAGAAUUACGACUCAGUUUUCAUUUGCCAAGAACUGUAAAGCAAUUUUACAUUCAAUUUCCUGCUACAAACAUGUGCUCGAAAAAAAGAUGUAAAUUUACAACAUAUGUUUAUUUGUGUAGCAUUUAUAAGUCUUGAGACUUUCUAGCAGACCCGUAACAAGUAUUUCGUUUCGAAAGGGGGCCCAGAACAAAAAUAAAACAACAAACUUCUUUAUGUGUCUAAUUUAGUUCCUGCGCUUUUAGUGCCUCUUUUUUUUAAAAAGCGUGAAUGCAGAUUCAAAAGAAAUCAAUCAACUAAAACGAAUUUUCGAAUUCGUAAAGGGAAAUCUUUAUUUUAACAUUCUCAAAUCAAACAGUCCCAUAUUACGGUUUCGACUUCCGGUUCCGGAGUUACAGAGUAGUUAAUGUGUAAGCCUUCAAUUUUAGGAGUGUGUUUUCAUAUGUGACUAUAAAAGACAAAGCUUAUAGUUGGGAAAUUUUGUUGAUUUCUAUUCGGAUUUCCGGAAGCACGGGAAAAAGCGUUCAAAAAUUUCGAAAUAUAACUCUUCUCGUUAUAUCAACCAAUCUCAGAAAUUACAAAACAGAUUCCACGAAACUUCCUUAGAGAGUUCUAAGAUGAUUUUCGCAAGAAUGGUUUUAUAGAUUUCGAUUAAAUUUCAGCCGAAGCCGUUUUUUGCUCCAGAAAAACAAGAUAAUGAAUGGUUACUUCGGGGUUAACCAAUUUUUGUGCAUUUUGUUUUGAUCAAAAACCCGCUGAAGAGAUAUUCAUUAACUUUACAGAGUGUGUUGGUUGAUUAGAGCUCAGCGAUUCUCGCAACGUAUUAAUUAAAGACGAUUUAGAUUUAGGAAGUCUUCGAAAAGUAAAUAGGAGGAAAACCCCUUGACUUUCAUAUCCAUUUGAUCUGAUUGAUGUGAACAUGGUGAUGAAAGGUCCAAAUUGCAAAUUCUUAUUCCAGAAUACUGCGUUCUAGUGCAAUGUAAACAUUCUAGAGAAAAUACACAUCAUUGAAGUUGUUUGAUGAGUACCAAAACUUCUCAAGCUUUCGCAACAACAGAAACAAUCUGGGUGCCGUUUUGGUAACACAUGUAUAAUGUAUAAUGUUACACAUUUCCAUUUGUAGGCCACCUCAACCCACAAGGCUUGCGAUGAUGCGAUAUAUUCUUAGAAUUCACUGCAAAGAGCAUUCAUAAAUAGCAUGACAAUGAGUGGUCCGAGGUGGCUCCCUUGUUUCAACUCGUGAGAAACAGAACAAGUCUUCUUUACGUUCCUCAAAACUGCUCCUAUUGGUGAGUCAUUUUAGUUGAUAGCCAUCCAUAUUUCCAAGGUGCGCUCCUUCAUCUUUUUAGUUCUUUUGCCUCCCAAACAAAUGUUUUUAAUCAAAAUCUUUAACCAAACUGUUUAUGUAUAAAAAAAUAAAUGAGUAAUUAGUAUCUAAAAGAAGUACGUGCCUGCUUUAUAGUGUUUUUUUGUUUUCAUUUUCUUGUAUAACAUUGAAAAUGAUAAAUUUCUUAGGUUGGAUUAAAAAGCUGCCCUCAAACAGCAUUCGCACCUGCGUUUUACUCAUCUCUAGUAGGGUGCGAUACCACUCCAUUAUUAAGUAUCUGUGACUAAUCGAAAAACCAAACAAUUUCGCAAGUGUGAAAGUACACUAGUGAGGUGCAUCGAACCCCACUCCUAGGCGUCUGACAUUACACACCGGUACUUUUUUUUUACAAAAAUCUGUAUUUGGCGGCAAUAUCAAUCUGUACAAUAUCUAUCUAUAAAAAUCUAAAACCAAUUUAGCGAUGAGACUGGUUUUGAGAGCAAAAACGAGCGACAUUUAAAAAUCUGAAAAGCCACCGGCAAUGCCAAACCGGCUGAAACAGAACCGUUAAUAACCACCCCCUCUUAGAAAAAAACGUUCAACGGUGGUCCUUCAUUGGUUCAAUACGUUGGGUCAUUGGUCCAAUGAAAGUCCAAUCAAUCGUUCAACGGGAGGCCAACAUGGGACCUUCGUUUGCCGAUUUUGAAACAGAUCGUUGAGCCGAAUGCCAUUUUUUUCGUUCAACAAACCCGGCAGACAGAGGUCCAUUGUUGAGCCAUUUUUAAGGAGUUGGAGCCCCGUUGAACUAGUUUUACUGCAGAAUUUCUGAAGGUUUUUCCACUUAUUUGUUUAAACUAACAAUACAUACCUGCUCAAUACUUCUACUUCACGUAGAAUAACAACAAAUUUUCUUUCUAUGUAAAGGUAACACUUAAUUUUCACACUAUUUUUGCAAGAGAAAAAAACAACAACAAACCGUUCCAGCAAAUUGAACGAAUAUUUCAUGCAAUAUGUUGUUCAACAAGGGCUCAAAGACCAACAAAAUAGAACGGCCUGCUGAGAGGGUUCUAUCGAACAAAAUCUACCCACUUGUAAGCGGCAGGAAGGAAGAUUUCCCGAUCACACUGCCAGAAUUCUUGUAAGGAUUUGGUAACAAUGCUACAACUGUUUCCGGCAGAGAAUUUCUCUCAGAGGUUAUAAACGGUUGAAUCAGUUCGACGUUUUCAGUGUUUUUAUGAUUUCAUCUCCUAAUUUGAUUGUUUGUAUCUCUGUAUAGUAUUACAAAUAAAAACGUGCUUAAUCCACCUAACAGUGAGAUGGUACCUUUUUUAUCAAUCCGCAUGUGUUUUUUACGUGAAUAUACUUCGGUGUUUCAGUUUUCAAGACAUUAUUCUAAUGUCCGUCGUUUUAAGUGGCAAUUUGCGAUUUUAAUCACUCAUUACUCUGUAAUGUCGAAACUGCAAAUCGGAUCGAAUUUGAAUCUAAAAGUGUAACAAUCGAUUAAACAUUCCAUGAUAUGUCGAAGUAACUUCCACUUUAGAGUUUACGGUAAUUUAAGGUACUUCCACAGCCGGUAUUCAGGAACCAGGAUAACCCAAACCGAUUCGUAUGGCCAUAUGAAGAAUAAAUUGCAAUAUUUUUGAGUCCAACUUUAAAGUUUUUCGGGAUUGUCAUCUUCUAUAUCGCUUAGAAUUUUAAUAAUUCAUCCUCCUACAAUUCCAAAAUCGGAAGUCAGAAUUGGAUAAAAUUGGAUUUAUUUUAAUUUGAAUUUUUGUUUUUGAAAUUCGAUUUGGCUGUUUUUGAGAAAACGAUUGAGCUUUGAGAAAUAAUUCGAUACUGGAACCGGAAUUCGAAAUUCGGUGUAGCCGAAGUCAGACAAAUUCACCUGAGUAGCUGUAUAGUUUACAUUUGUUUCAAAAUGUUUGAAAAUUUUUGAGGAAUCGUAGUGCGAAUUAAAUUUUUGGGUGCCUUCCGAAACGAAAACUGAAUACAAGCAAAAAUGAAAUAAGUUUAUUUGGUUAUCGACUAUCCAAAUCUUCAAACCCGAGACACUUGAUUAAUUUAUGUGAAAUAGACAUUUUUGUACUAAUCACCCUGUAUACCCGAAACCGGAAGUUGGAUCUGACUGAAAAGCAAGGUGUUUAAUAGAAUUUUAAAUAGAUUUCAUUUGAAUCUUAGAUCGGUUCAGCCAUCUACGAGAAAAAAAUGAGUUAUACAAUUUAAAUUUCGUUUCACAUGUCCUCCUGUAGCUCCGGAACCAGAGGUCGGAACCAAACGUAAUUCAGGAACUUUGUUUGGGAGCAUACGACUUUUCAUAUAAAACUGAGUUUGUAGAAAACGGUUGAGUCAUCUCCGAGAAAAUUGAGUGCAAUUAUUUGUCACACAAAUGUGUAUAUGGGUGUUAUGUUCUUCCAGCAUUUAUUGCUGUGAGUAGUUUAAAUCAAUAUAAUUAUGGAAUUGUUAUCAACUCGAAAAUGCUGCCAUUAUCUAGUUUAUUUAUGUCAUAUUCGAACAAUAUUGUUGCCAAAUACGAACCGUGCUAAAUUUGGUCCGAGGCAAAAUAUCAUGCUGUACACAGUCUUUUGGGUACUUCGAAACAAAUGUAUGUGACAGUAUAAAAAUCGUGUUUUAUGUUGCUCCCAAGCAUUUCUUUGCCAGACAGUGCUCAAAAGUUCGACUGCUGGAAUAGGGGAAAAAGUCGCUUACACAAAAAUUUCGAUAUCUCCGUUAAAAAUGGACGGAUUUUAACAAUCUAUGGCUUGUUGGAUAGGUAUUACCGUGCGGAAUCUAAGUCUGAAAACAUAUUCUGUUUUCAAGCUGAAAAUUUUGACAUAAAACUUCGUAUAACUCAAAAAGUAAACAUCCUAUCUCAAAACCAUUCAAUAGCGUUCUGGGUGACGUGGAGACCUUUCAUUUACGACUAGUUUGAUCAAAAUCGGUCCAGCCGUCUCUGAGAUAUUGACCUCUUAGUUGAAAACACACAUACAGACUCACACACGGACAUUUGCUCAGUUCGUCGAGCUGAAUCCAUUGGUGUAUGACACUCGGCCCUCCGAGCCUCGGAAUUUUGUUCUAAAGUUUGAGCGAAUUUUAUACCUAUUUUUUAUAUUUAUAAAAAAAGGUAAAACAAAUCGCUCAGCAACUAAGGUGGUGGAAGUUUCUGAUAUGUAAACAGUAUCAGAAAACGAGUUACAUGUACCAGGUCUCGAAUUUUUCUCGCGUCUAUACGGUUAAUAAAACGGCUAUGGUGGAGUUCAAAUGUAGCAAAGGUGGUUUUAGAUUUACUGUAAACCUUGCCCAGUAUUUGUUGUGCUCACACUAAAUGUUUCCUCAUUUUUGAAACAGAAAACAUUUCACAUUUUAUGUUAGGCAAAUCCUAUUUCAUAACCGAUGAGGCGAAGUCAAGAACAUGAUGCAAAUUAGGAAAACGGAAACAUCAUCCCACAACUGUCAGUUUUUUAUCUAAUUUUUAACGAAAAAACAAUGGGCUGCCCUCUCCCGAAUAUAACGUUGUACAUAUAGAAUUCGAAACAGUAUUGAAUAUCCUUAGUUUGUAGUUAUCUAGUUUUAACGAAACCAACGACGAAACUCGUGUUUUCUGUGUCACCGAACGUGGAAAUAAAAGGCAAAGUUCGAAUCACACAGCAAAACACACACUUCACACGCAUACAGACUACAUAUAGCCCACGAGAAAAAAAAACGAGGGCGAAUGUUUUUAUACCAAAAUUUCUAAGAAUAAAGUAACAACAAAAAGUAAUAAUCAAACAUCACCUUAAUCGAACGUAGCGGGACUCACUCACUGGAACAUAAACGACGGUGUUUGUUGAUGUAGAUGUAGAUAAAGAGAAAAAAAACCGUGUUGCCAGCCAAGCAUACACACAUUCAAGAAACCUUAUUCUAUAGUUGAAAACUCGUUGAAGUUUACCUUUAAAAAAAAAAAUAAACUACAAAGGAAUGACUCAGUAAUAUGAAGACAACUGCGGAGAAAAGCUCAAAAUAAAAAUCGUUAUGAUUAUUAGGUAUAAGCGAUUAAAACAGAAAACAGAAACAAGAGAGAAUUUUAGGACUCGGGUAAAAAUUUCAUGUAAAUUAGUAACAAACAAAAGCUAAAGGCACUUUUUUGUAUAGAACUGACAGGGCUAGAGUUGAUCGGAAAGCUACACUGGAAUCUGCAAUGAUUGCAUAAAAUCGUAGAGAAACGGUUGUUCUUGCCGAACUCAAAUCCACACACACACACUCACUCACACUAACAUUCAAACAGAUACAUACUUUAGGGUCAAUUUAAUCAAUGGAAGCGGGUGUACGUGAGAAUGAACAUGGGGUUGAAAUAGGUUACUUUCGUCAUCUUCGGUUAUUGGUUUGUGUUGGUUGUAAAUGUGUCCAGAUUCGAUGAAUGUUUGCUUGCGUGUGAUCGUAGAGGGUUUCAAAUGCCCGAAAAAUACAUGUGUGUGUGCGAUCGAAGAAUAUGCGCGCGAGAAUCGUCAGUAUUUUAUCAGGGAACCUAUUUUUAACCCGAAACCGCCUGUGUAGAUACCUUUUUCGUGUGAUGAGUGUCGCGCCUGAUAUCCGAUAGAUGGCAGAGUUGUGCAGAUUAAAACGAUUUUUUCUUUGUUUCCUACUUUGUUUUGCAAGUCACGCGUACUACUUUGACAUUCCUGUUUUUUUUCUGUUUCGUCCGUGUCUUUUUUUCCGUUUCGUAUUUAAACAUUCCACAGUUUCCGGUACCAUUAGCUUGCUCGCCUCAAUGCUGCCACCUAUCGGACCGAGCCCGAACUGUAGUCUAAAUGCAGCGAUGAGCGCAAUAUGUAAAAUAGAACUUGUAAUGUUUGAAUAUUUGAUAUUUAGCGGAAGUGGAUCGUUUAGAGGCACGAAAAAGGCAAACAAAUCAAUACCAAGAGAUAGUCUGAACAAUUAAAACAAACAUAAAAAAAAUUACACUAAAAUCAACCAAACUUUCGUUAAAAUUGAAACUCACUGAACUAGAUGAAAUAAACUAAAAUGAAGGAUAAAUUUAGGAAGUAAACGACACACACAAAAAAAAACAUAAGCAAGACAACCUCUUCCGGUGUAAGCGUAGUAAUUUUUAAGGUUAUGAUAAAUAAUUAAAACAAAAACGACACAUUAAUGAAAAAGAAAACAAAAAAUAAACAAGAACCGUUAGACAUUCAAAAUAUUUCACCUCUUUUGUAAGAUUUGUAAUUAUUUUUAGCAAUAACCGGAAAGCUCUUCAAUCUGAAAGGCAGGCAGCGAAAUAGGAGAGGAAGCGAGAGGGUUUAGCAGAUCGAACAGUUAUCGUGUUUUAAACAGACUUUGAACGGAAGCGGAGAGACAUAUUACUCAAGCAAAAAGGGUGCCAUCGUUUUUAAACAAUUAGAAUAGUGAAACUAGUGUUUCGUUUCCUUUUUUUUCAAAUCACAUUCUUUCUUCAAUUUUGUACUGAGUUCGAAUUUUGUAGCGGAAACUGUUUUUCGUUGUGUCAUUAGUCAUUUAAGUCACACACACACACAUACAUUGGAGCUCAACUAGCGCUACGUGAAUGGGAAUGUGCGCGUGUAUUCACCAAAUACACGUAAUCAAAUUGCACAAGUUAUGAGUAAACGUAAGGCAGUUCACGCUUAGCGAAAAAUACUAAACUUCGUUAGAACACACUCAUCCCUCAUACACAUUAACAAAAACAUCUACUAUCCGCGUAGCGUAGGAGAAAUAUUGAGCAAAACCAACGAUAGAAGAGCGAAUCUCCGAUGCUCAUUGCCGAGGGGUGUCACAACAGUGUUGACCCACCCGCUGAGAGUUGAGGGGCAGUGAGCACGGAUUGUCACUGUAACGGAAUGUAAGCCAAACUUGUAUUUUAUGUAUUUAUUUUGAUGUCGAUUUUUAUUUUUUCUACUAUUGAAAGCGAAUAAAUAAACGAAAGGAAAAUUUA
Malaya genurostris is the source of this 11190-nucleotide messenger RNA. RefSeq lists its product as uncharacterized. The annotation marks the transcript as partial. The transcript has 3 exons. The record is from RefSeq and is a predicted model, not a curated record. NCBI's taxonomy places the organism in Eukaryota, Metazoa, Arthropoda, Insecta, Diptera, Culicidae.